Dichotomopilus funicola is the source of this 1590-nucleotide messenger RNA. RefSeq names its product RIO1 family-domain-containing protein. The transcript has a single exon. Bases 1 to 1590 code for a protein of 529 amino acids. Lineage: Eukaryota; Fungi; Ascomycota; Sordariomycetes; Sordariales; Chaetomiaceae. Gene Ontology annotation, molecular function: protein serine/threonine kinase activity; ATP binding. Gene Ontology annotation, biological process: maturation of SSU-rRNA. The record is from RefSeq and is a predicted model, not a curated record. Gene Ontology annotation, cellular component: preribosome, small subunit precursor; cytosol.
AUGACUUCCCCCCCGCCGGUCGAACCCACUGCAUUGGCUACCGACGACCCCGCCAUCCACGACGACAGCACAGACCUAGAAGACAUUUUUGACUCGGCCGACGAAUUUGAAAUCGGCGACCACGAUACGGAAGGCGGAGCUUCUCUUGAUCCCGCUGCUCCCAACCCCCAGGGCGAGGGCUCGUCCUUGUCCAAAGCCCCGAAGCCGACAGCGAACACGUCCGCUCGCAUCGACGACCAGGUCGCCGAACUCUCCAAGCACGCUUCUAAGAUCCGCUUGGACAAUGUCAAGCAAAGUCAGGUGCGCGAAAAGGAUAAGGCGGACCGCGCCACCGCUGAGCUAGUACUCGACAACCGCACCCGCAUGAUCCUCCUGCAGAUGAUCAACCGCGGUUUCGUCAGCGAAGUCCACGGUGCCAUCAGCACAGGCAAAGAAGCAAAUGUGUACGGUGCGGUGCUCUACCCCGAAAAUGCAGACGAACCGACCCAAAAGGCCAUCAAGGUCUACAAGACGGCUAUCCUAGGGUUUAAGGACCGCGAACGCUACAUCACUGGUGAUCACCGCUUUAAAGGGGGUGUUGGCAAGGGUAACAACCGCAAGAUGAUUGAGGCUUGGGCGCAGAAAGAGUUUCGCAACUUGAACCGGAUCUACGACAACGGGAUUCCCUGCCCGGAACCCAUCACGUACAAAAAACAUGUGCUAGUGAUGGGAUUCCUAGGCGACAAGCGGGGCUACGCGUACCCGCGCCUUCGCGAUGCCCGGCUCGUGGGCGAUAACGUCGAAGAACAAUGGCACAGUCUCUACGUCAAGCUUCUCGGUAUCAUGCGUCGCCUCUACCAGGUCUGUGAACUUGUUCACGCCGAUUUGAGCGAAUACAACAUCUUGUACCAUGACAAGGAGCUGUACAUCAUCGAUGUCUCGCAGUCUGUUGGCCACGACCACCCACGCGCGCUCGAGUUCCUUCGCAUGGACAUCAAGAACGUAGGGGACUAUUUCCGUCGCCAAGGGGUGGAUACCCUGCAGGAUCGCACGGUCUUCAACUUCAUCACCGCCACUGAGGACCCGACUAUGGAGCCGCAAAUGUCGGAAGCAAUCGAGCGUCUGUACAAGUCCCGUCCGGCAGUGGCUGAGACCGACGAGGCCAUCGCCGCGCUGGAAGUUGACAACGAAGUAUUCCGCAACCAAUACAUCCCGCGGACGUUGGACCAGGUCUAUGAGCUGGAACAAGACGCAGGCGAACACGUGGACAAGCAGAUUUACCAACAUAUGCUGGCGGACCACGUCGUGGACAACCAAGCACGCAGCGACGCCAAGGCACCCGUUCCCGCUACGAUCGAUCACGUGGAGGACAAAGAUGCCAACCUCUCAAAUGAAGACGGCACAGGCUCAGAGGGUGAUGAUGAUAGUAGCGAGGUGGAUGAGAGUCUGUUCGAGAAGGGCCGGCCACGAGGCAGGAAGCAUGAGGAUAAAGACGACAAGCGGCAACACAAGCAGGCAGUCAAGGAGGCGAAGCGGGAGAAGAGGAAGGAAAAGAUGCCAAAAUCAGUCAAGAAGAAGAUUGUCUCGAGCACGUCAAGGAGGAAGAAGUGA